UCGCGCAGGUGCCUGAGAGCUGUAACUGCGCCAAGGGUUAACAUAAUGUGUGUUGUCUCUUCGUGUGCAGCUAGCAGACCCAAGCAUUUGCUGGUGUACAUCAACCCUUAUGGGGGCAAGCAGCAAGUGCAUUUAUGAGCAGAAAGUCUCGCCUCUCUUCGCCUGUGCCUCCAUCUCCACGGACGUGAUUGUUACAGAGCAUGCCAAUCAUGCCAGGGACCACCUGAAGACAGAGGCGGAGUUAAAGAAAUAUGAUGGAGUGGUGUGUGUAGGCGGGGACGGCAUGUUCAGCGAGAUAGUUCAGGGCCUGGUCUCUCGAACACAGAGGGAUAACGGAGUGGACCAGAACAGCCCGGAGGAGAAGCUGGUACCCUGUAGUGUCCGCAUCGGCAUUAUAUCCGCAGGUUCAACGGACUGCAUCUGCUAUGCCACUGCCGGCAUCAAUGACCCUGUGACCUCAGCUUUACAUGUCAUAGUGGGAGACUUCCAGCCAAUGGACGUGUGCUCGGUCCAUCACAACACAUUCUUGAGGUAUUCCAUCUCCCUGCUUGGAUACGGUUUCUCUGGUGACGUGCUGGCAGACAGCAAGAGGAAACGCUGGAUGGGACCAGCCAGAUAUGACUUUUCAGGUUUUAAGACGUUCCUGACACAUCACCACUAUGAAGGGGCUGUGUCUUUUCUACCAGCAACUGACAUUCCCGGAACACCGCGAGACAAGACCAGGUGUAGAGCUGGGGAUAACGGAGUGGACCAGAACAGCCCGGAGGAGAAGCUGGUACCCUGUAGUCUCCGCAUCGGCAUUAUACCCGCAGGUUCAACGGACUGCAUCUGCUAUGCCACUGUCGGCAUCAAUGACCCUGUGACCUCAGCUUUACAUGUCAUAGUGGGAGACUCCCAGCCAAUGGACGUGUGCUCGGUCCAUCACAACAACACAUUCUUGAGGUAUUCCGUCUCCCUGCUUGGAUACGGUUUCUACGGCGACGUGCUGGCAGACAGCGAGAGGAAACGCUGGAUGGGACCAGCCAGAUACGACUUUUCAGGUUUUAAGACGUUCCUGACACAUCACCACUAUGAAGGGGCUGUGUCUUUUCUACCAGAAACUGACACACUGGGAACACCGCGAGACAAGACCAGGUGUAGAGCUGGGUGCUUCAUAUGCCAGCGCAACGGGCAGCUGUAUUCAGGGGAUUCCCCAGAGGAAUCCAAGACGGCUCCAGAUGUCUCAGACAGAGGAAGUGGGGUGGGGGGGGUGGUCAGAGGGAAGUUCCUGGCCAUCAACGCGGCCAGUAUGAGCUGUGCCUGUCCCCGUAGGCCCAAGGGCCUGUCCCCCGCCGCCCACCUUGCUAACGGCACCACCGACCUCAUCCUCGUACGCAAGUGCUCCCGAUUCAACUUCCUUCGCCACCUGCUACGCCACACCAGCAAAGACGACCAGUUUGACAUGACCUUUGUAGAGGUGCACCGUGUGCGGCGCUUCCGCUUCACGCCGCGCCACUGCCAAAACCACUCGGAGCUGGACCUGAGGGAGAACGGCAAGCAGCUCUUCAGCCAGAUCUGCCGGGACCACCCGGCCUGCAGCUGCAGCCCUGCCUAUAGCAGCUGGAACUGUGACGGCGAGAUCCUCCCCCACGCUGCCAUUGAAGUCGGAGUUCACUGCCAGUUGAUCAAGCUGUUUGCGCGAGGGAUCGAAGAGCAGCCUUUGUUUGAGGACCUCGCCAACCCCCCGUGUGCACUCUAGGUCCCCUCGUCCCUCCGCUGCCCUACCCUAUCAGUCACUGGAACAGUCCUACAGCAUUUCAAAGGCUGCCACUGCUGUCACUUCCCUUAGCCCUGUGCACUACCUUUCUCUAAUGAGGUCACAAGUUCACAGGUCAAAGAGUGCUGGUACAUUUACAGAGGUUCAUUAUCCACUAUAGCGAAGAACAAAUCAUGAAAAUCUUAAAUUAAUGUACCCCCUUCCUGCUAUCCUUUUGCAAUAAAGAGAUGUUAACCAACACAUAACGAGCUGUUCAACAUUUGUAGAACUUCCGUUUGCGCGUGUUGGAAUGUACGCUGCUCCAAAUUAUGAAGAAUUGGUACAAAGCUUUGUUUAUUUAUAAACAUAAACCCAAUAUUAAAGCAUGUUUGAAUGAUUCUAGCUGCUUGCCUUGUUGGAUGUUAUUUCCCUGCACCUAAAAAGCAUGAAUUUGAAAACAUUUGUGUGGAUGAUAGGAUAUUGGAUGAACCAGAGCACUCUCUAUGGGUACCAGAUGCCAGCUCGCCUGUCACCUUAAUGUGGUCAUUUAAUAUGUCCUAUAUAGCUACAGUAUACCACCAGACGGGCUAGAGUCACACUGAAAACUCAAUGUAUUGUAGCGUAUCAACAGUUUAUGCCCUGAAACAUGUGACUUGGUAGCAUUAAAAUAGACGCAGCAGGCUAUUUCUGCCAUUGCUGCGAUGUCAUUCCAUGUUAAUUUGCUGUUGUGUCUGAGCUGUGGUGUUUGAGGUUGCUGUUAGAAAAGUGUUGCGUAUUUGUUGCACUUGCAGUGCUUGGUGUCCUGCGUAUCAUAUUGCCUUC
Messenger RNA from Salvelinus fontinalis (brook trout), 2557 nucleotides. RefSeq names its product ceramide kinase-like. The record is from RefSeq and is a predicted model, not a curated record. The transcript has 15 exons. Gene Ontology annotation, molecular function: kinase activity. Bases 110 to 1738 code for a protein of 542 amino acids. NCBI's taxonomy places the organism in Eukaryota, Metazoa, Chordata, Actinopteri, Salmoniformes, Salmonidae.